This is a messenger RNA of Hyaloscypha bicolor E, 962 nucleotides long. RefSeq lists its product as uncharacterized. The record is from RefSeq and is a predicted model, not a curated record. The transcript has 2 exons. The coding region runs from base 98 to 865 and encodes 255 amino acids. NCBI's taxonomy places the organism in Eukaryota, Fungi, Ascomycota, Leotiomycetes, Helotiales, Hyaloscyphaceae.
AACAAAGUUCUUCUUGAGUUCCCCUCUAUAUAGCCUCUUUGACUUUGUUGCGGCUUUCCCCAUCGUUGUCCUCAUUUCAGCAGUCUAAUCUUCAACUAUGGCAGCUCAAACUCUCGAAACUCACGCGCAUCACAAUAGCAAUGGAUCUGCCGUUUCAGGUUCAAGUCAAGGGGCCGACGGUCAUGCUCCAGCCGUGGCAGAUCUGCCCUUGAUCAACGGCCAUGGCCAGUCCGAGGACUUGCUCGAGACUGAUCUGGAGAAAUAUCGAGGGAAUGCGGAUGCGCUUCUUGGAAUAUCAGUCAACCUUCAAAAACUCGGCACGGAGCAGAAAGCUGAGAUACAAAGACUCAAAGCCGAGAAUAUUAUCAUUGCUCCUUCCAAAGGCGACAGCAGAAGGCAGACGGACGAGACGCAUUCCAGUCGAGCAACAACGAUGUCGGUAGAUCAUGACCAAACAGUAGUGGUCUACAGCGCUUCUGACAACGAGCUGACAGUUCGCCAAAGACGCAGUAUGAAAGACGAGGACUAUAUCCAAGCCGAACUUCCCCCCUUCCACUGGUGGUCUGACCGACUACACAUUUACUUCGAAAGAAGGCCUUCUUCGGAUUCGUCUGUACAUGAUAACCCGCAAGUUGUCGUUGUGAAAGACGAAAUCCCAGAAUCUUCAAUACGAGAUGUGAAGUUGAUUCGCACUGUCCGGUUAACUCAACUGGGAAUUCGCAUCAGAGUUCGGAGAAUGCUUGGCCAGAUCAAAUUCAUAUACGUUCUUUCGCCGCGACCUCAGUCUACGCACAUCAAGGACAUGGCUUCACUGAAUGGUCGCAACGGGGCCCAGCCUUUGACGAAGAUCAAAUCAGCAUCUUAACCUUCUUGCUUGGCUGGCUCCCGCAAGAGGCAAAUAAGGUGCCACCUCGUUUGAUCUCAUGAGCUUCACAGCCACACAUCGGGCACCACAUCUUUUG